CGGCGGCAAAAUCGCCAGUCGAAGCCAGAAAUUCAAAUAACUGUAUGUGGCUGCUCGAGAGGCAGCACUGAAAUAUAUAUAGGUUUGAAUGAAUGGUGAAAUAAAGAAAAGAUGAGGAUAAAAACUGUUGCAGAUUCCUCAGACAGUAAUCUACUAAGAAUUAAGAUACCUAGUUGGUGUGUGAAUUAGUCAGUUUUGAACCUGGAAUGAUCAAAGCUGGUAUUUCCGUUGAACUUCAAGUCUUUGAUGAAUAAUUUUUCUUGAAGUCCUUGACGCCUAAAUGCUCAAGACCUUCAUGUACUUCAUAGUCGUAUUAUUGUUCCAUUUGUUCUUUAUCCGACGAUUGGCUUGAUUGGAUGAAUCUUAUAGCUCUCGUGUUAUCUUGGUGAAAUUUUUUAUUGUAUGAGCUCUAUUUCCUUUUUUUUGAAAAAAAAAAAAAAUAUGUUCAGAAAUGUAAUGUCAAAAUUCAUAUAUUAAUACAAUUUUAUUAAGAGUGUUACUAUUUAUAAACAAAUAACAAUAGAAUUGAAAUUCUAAUAAUCAUUACAAAUGUAGCUCCCACUAUCCCCUACUUUUCUUAAAAGAAAAAAAAAAUCAUAAAUAUUGAAAAAACAUUAUUAGAAUAAAAAUUAAAGCAGGGUCUUCUUAGAUGCACUAUUUAUACGUGGUAAUAAACAGCCUGUUUAAUUAUACAAAUUCAUAAAUUAUGUAGAAGCAGAGACCCAUGCAUGCAUAACAGCAUAACCCCACUCCACACGUAACUACGUGGGAAGCUCCCUUCACCUGAAACGAAACAAAGCCUUCCACAAAUUUCAUCCCAUCAUUUAAUGUAUUUUCUUUAUCUCUCUAUAUAUACAAUUCCACUCAGAACUUACUAAUUAGCACAUUUCAAUACACACACACUAUAGUACUAAACAACUUCGUAUUAACUACAUGGAAAACAAUCAUGUUAGUCAACGAGAACAGCGCUAUUCCGUUGACCAAGUAUCUUACAGAGGAGUUCGCCGGAGGAAAUGGGGCAAAUGGGUAUCGGAGAUCCGGGAGCCGGGUAAGAAAACCAGGAUUUGGCUCGGGAGCUACGAGACGGCCGAGAUGGCUGCAGCCGCUUACGAUUCCGCAGCUAUUUACCUCCGAGGACGUGGGACACAUCUCAACUUUCCGGAGCACGCUGGCAGUUUUCCUCGGCCGGAAAGCUUUAGCUCCGAGCACGUUCAAGUGGCUGCUCGAGAGGCAGCACUAAUGUUUAAACCGGGUGUGCCGUUUACGGAACACGCUAUCGGGUCUGGCCAAGGACCUUCGCGGGUAGGAUUGUCUCCAGAUCAGAUUCAGGCUAUCAUUGACUUUCCAAUGGACUCGCCAAGAAUGGGGUGGAUGCAAGAUCUGGAAGUGAAUGAUUAUGAGGAGUUGUACGGACGGUGUUGUGGACAGUGCGAUGGAGACGAGUUUUCUGAAAUACAGCCGCUUCAAUCUAUAUGGGAUUUUUAACUAAACUUAGGGGGUGUAUGUUGGAUCUAAAUUUAUAAUGAUGGUUAGAAUUCUAAAAUUUUAUAGUUAUUGGUUAAUGAAUUCUAGCAUUCUUAUAUAAUUAAAUUAAAUAUUAUUGGUUUCAUGAUUCAAAAAGUUUGGAUUUUAAUGAUUUUAUAAAUUUUAUCAAAAUCUAGUGUUAUUAGAACUUGAAUUCUUAACAUUUUACCUCAUAGAACAUAACUUUCAAAAUAUUGUAUGAAAAACUCUUUAGAACUUUCAAUAAAUUUAACAAUUUUUUUGAUUCUUAAAAUAAAUGAGUUCUUCACAGAUUCAUCUUCCACUAAGAGCACCGAGGUGAAGGUUUCUAAAACAAAAAGAAAUAUUAGUUAUAUAAUUAUUUAUUUAUGUUUUUUUUAAAUUAGUUAAUUAUCUAUUUGAAAGACAUGUGUCUUUUUAGUAUCCCAUAGUUUCUUAAGAAAACAUAACUAAAAACUUUUGCUCAUUCUCUCUUAUUUUCAUUUCUUUUUCUUUUUCUUUAAGUACUAAGAACUCUUGCUAAUACUACCAUCGGAGCUGUUCGUACUAACCAUGAACUACUUAAAUAUUCUGGUUUCUCGUAUGAUGUGUUACAUGUGCAGUUCC
Brassica napus (rape) is the source of this 2109-nucleotide messenger RNA. RefSeq names its product ethylene-responsive transcription factor ERF022. Lineage: Eukaryota; Viridiplantae; Streptophyta; Magnoliopsida; Brassicales; Brassicaceae. The record is from RefSeq and is a predicted model, not a curated record. Gene Ontology annotation, biological process: regulation of DNA-templated transcription. Gene Ontology annotation, molecular function: DNA-binding transcription factor activity; DNA binding. The coding region runs from base 934 to 1485 and encodes 183 amino acids. The transcript has a single exon.